Aspergillus homomorphus CBS 101889 is the source of this 754-nucleotide messenger RNA. RefSeq lists its product as uncharacterized. Bases 83 to 754 code for a protein of 223 amino acids. NCBI's taxonomy places the organism in Eukaryota, Fungi, Ascomycota, Eurotiomycetes, Eurotiales, Aspergillaceae. The record is from RefSeq and is a predicted model, not a curated record. The transcript has a single exon.
CUCCCCUUCUCUCUUACCGAGAACCGUAGGUGACCCACGCGCGGCUCCCAGAACUAAGUAUCCCGAUCUAGAUCUUCUCCUGAUGCAGUACUAUACAGCCGAGCUCCACCUCUGCCAAGUAAUACUGUUUGACCAUAAACCGAGCAUCCAGCACCCGCGUCACGAUUCGCCCUUCCAGAUUAAAAUCCUGCGUAUAGGGCUGACCGCAGCGCGUACAUUACUGGACUUUUAUAUUGCCCUGCCCCUGCGUCAGGAGAUGGCUUUUAAUAAUACAGGCUGGGUACAGCUCGGCUUUGCCGUGACGCUGGCCUGCAAGCUGGUAGUCACCGCGGCAGACCCCUCAAUCCACCCCCAUACAAUGGAUUUAACCCGCGCGCUUAACCUCUCUGCCAUGCUAAGCCGGUGUGUUCUCCGUAUCCAGGCACUGGUCACCUCCCAGAUAGACGCCCGCGGCGAUUGUGACGUGUUUUACAACUACGAGAAGCGACUCAAGCGGGCGCAGUGGUGGUUUGAAAGUCGGAGCCUGUCCCGAUCCCAGCAGCAGCUGAAUGAGUCUUUGCCGGUGGGCGCUGGCGAAGCCUCGUCAACGAGGAACACCGGCAUCGCGGAGAUCCCCGCUGAAGAGGAAUUGAAUGGUUAUGCUGCGGUCCCGCGAGAUGACUUUGACUUCCAGUGGCCCGGGUUGUCUCCGAGUGCUGCCUUUGAUGAUAUGUUUGCCGAUUGGAUGACGCAGGGAUCUACUGGAUUUGGCUAA